Messenger RNA from Salarias fasciatus (jewelled blenny), 1060 nucleotides. RefSeq names its product BCL2 interacting protein 4 (gene bnip4). Bases 127 to 702 code for a protein of 191 amino acids. NCBI's taxonomy places the organism in Eukaryota, Metazoa, Chordata, Actinopteri, Blenniiformes, Blenniidae. The transcript is spliced from 6 exons. Gene Ontology annotation, biological process: mitochondrial outer membrane permeabilization; positive regulation of apoptotic process. The record is from RefSeq and is a predicted model, not a curated record. Gene Ontology annotation, cellular component: nuclear envelope; endoplasmic reticulum; mitochondrial envelope.
UAAACAAAGCGUUGCGUCAUUGUUAUUGUGGCAGUCGAAGCUCCUUCUGCUCCCAGACAUUUUGUCUCCAUUUCGCUCGAAAUAGGGCCUCUAAAGCCGCGGAGCCGCUAAAUUACACGCAGGAUAAUGUCGAUCCAGAAGGACGGUUCAUCCGACGAGAGUUUGCAAGGUUCCUGGGUUGAGCUGCAUUUCAGUGGAUCUGGCUCGAAAACCAGCAGUCACCAUGGAAGCCAGGAGCAAAUCCCCACCUCCAUCCAGGAGGCCGACCUGGAGAAGAUGCUGCUGGAGGCACAGCACGAGUCCGGCCGGAGCAGCUCCAGAGGAAGCUCCCAGUGCAACAGUCCUCUGAGAGCGCAGACCCCUCUUCUUCUGUGGAGAGGCUCAGAAGGGAACAGCUCGCAGUCUGAUGAAGACUCCCAGGAGAGAAGACGGGAGGUGGAGAGUUUAAUGAAGAAAAAUGCCGACUGGAUCUGGGAUUGGUCAAGUCGACCUGAGAACAACCCACCAAAGGAGUUCCUGCUGAAAUACCCGAAGCGGUCCACCACUCUCAGCAUCAGGAACACCAGUGUCAUGAAGAAGGGAGGCGUGCUCUCUGCUGACUUUCUCAAGCUCUUCCUUCCCUCAUUAAUCGUUUCUCACAUACUCGCCAUUGGCCUGGGGAUAUAUAUUGGGAAACGUCUAACGUCCCAUAACACCUACUGAGCGCGCUGGUGGAACAUUGCGACACCUUGUCACCGUCAUAUGACCAUCCUGGCAUGCCUUAAAGUUGGAGCCUGGGACGCCGGAGGGAGAGGCGGCUGUGUGGCCUGGACUGGAUGGGUUAAAGGGAGAGCCCCACAUGGCUCAAGCCACCAGCCGGGAGAGUUGUUGAUCUGUCAUCUGCUGGAAAACAACGGCGACCAAUCCGCUGCUCUUUGCUUGUCGUGGAGAUGAAUGUUUUUGCCGCUUCCUGUUCCUUAAAUUUGCACGUUAGGGACCUAAUAUAUACAUGUUAUACAUCACUGCCUUUUUUGCCAUUGCAUUGAUUACAUGUUUGUAUUUUUAAGAAGAGCUGUGAAUC